AUGUUCGCCGCCAUCGUCGCCGCCCUCGCCGCCGCCUUGGCCAUGGCGCCCGUCGCCGCCCGGGGAUGCGGCCACCAGCCGUACUCGCGGCGCAUGCUGGACAGCAUCAAGCUGCGGCAGCAGGGCGUCAUCUCCUCGGGCGCGGCAUCCAGCACGCUCGAGAACGGCAUCCUCGCCCUGGCCAUGCACGAGACCCUCGCCCAGUACCCCGACGCCCCCUCCCGCGACGACGACGGGCGCUACCUCGUCGGCGUGCUCGACAGCGCGUCGCGGCCGUACACAAACGCCACCUGGGCGGCGACCCGUCCGCUCGACCGCUUCUCCCUGGCCACGGGCAUCGAGCGGGCCGUCUCGUCGGGCUUGCCCGUCACGCCCGCCUCGACGACGGCAUACGAGGCCAUCAACGCGUCCCUCGCCCUGCAGCGGCGCAACCCCGACUCGGGGCUCUGGUACUUUGUCUACACGGAGUGGAGCUACCUCGACGGCAUGGUCUCCCUGCUGCCCUUCAUGGCCGGCGCCGCGCACCCCAACGAGACGGACAUGCGGCUGCAGGUCCAGCUGCUCGAGGACCAUUGCCGACGGCCCGACGGCGGACCGCCUCUCCUCGUGCACGGAUACGACUGGUCGCGCAAGGCCGUGUGGGCGAACAACAUGACGGGCGCGAGCCCCUACGUCUGGGGACGGUCGCUCGGCUGGUUCCUCGCGGGCAUGGUGCAGACGUACGAGCGUUACGACUGCGGCGCGGGGUCGUCGUCGUCGGACAAGCCAUAUCGCCCGCUGUGCAGCCAGGUGCGCAACGUGACGGUCCAGAUCGUGGACGCGCUCGUGGACCUUGCCGACGGCGAGACGGGCGCCUGGUGGCAGCUGCCCACGUUUCCCAGGCGCGCGGGCAACUACCUCGAGAGCUCCAGCACGGUGCUCUUCAUCUUUUCCAUCCUCAAGGGGCUGCGGCUGGGGCUCGUGAGCGACGGCCCCAAGGGCUUGCAAAAGGCGGCGCUGCGGGCGUACGAGUACACGACGAGGGCGUUCGUCACCGACGUGGGCAAGGGGAACGGCACCAUUGGGUUCGACAAGACGGUGGCCGUCUGCAGUCUCAACUCGACGGCGACGUACGAGUACUAUACGUCUCGGCCGAUUCUGCCUGAUAGCCUGCUCGGAGAGUCGACGUUUAUCCUCGCCGCGUUGGAGGUUGAGCGUCUCAACGGGCACAAACGAUGGCAAUAG
Purpureocillium takamizusanense is the source of this 1224-nucleotide messenger RNA. RefSeq names its product Unsaturated rhamnogalacturonyl hydrolase. The coding region runs from base 1 to 1224 and encodes 407 amino acids. The transcript has a single exon. Lineage: Eukaryota; Fungi; Ascomycota; Sordariomycetes; Hypocreales; Ophiocordycipitaceae. Gene Ontology annotation, biological process: carbohydrate metabolic process. The record is from RefSeq and is a predicted model, not a curated record.